Molecule: messenger RNA, 1269 nt
Organism: Penicillium maclennaniae
Lineage: Eukaryota; Fungi; Ascomycota; Eurotiomycetes; Eurotiales; Aspergillaceae
Product: NAD(P)/FAD-dependent oxidoreductase
Exons: 2
Coding region: 1-1269 (422 amino acids)
Cellular component (GO): mitochondrion
Molecular function (GO): FAD binding; sulfide:quinone oxidoreductase activity
Source: RefSeq, a predicted model, not a curated record
AUGUUCAGCCGCAACGCGACGAAGGCUGCCCGCGCGGCGCCCAGCAUCCGCAAAUUUGCGACUGAGGCGCCCGUUGCUUCCGCACGCAACCACAAGGUCGUUGUGGUCGGCGGCGGUUCUGCCGGUCUGGCAAUCAGCCACCAGCUGCUUCACUCCGGCAAGUUCUCACAGGAUGAUAUCGCUGUUGUCGACCCCGCCGAGUUCCACCAUUAUCAACCGGGCUGGACCUUGGUGGGCGGUGGUCUCAAGACCAAGGAGGAGCUCCGACGCCCUAUGAAGAGCUUGAUUGACCCCAAGCUCAAGCACUACGCUGAGAGCGUGGCGUCUUUUGCUCCCGAGAAAAACACUGUUCAACUUGGCAACGGCGACAGCGUGAGCUACGAGCAGCUGAUCGUGGCCCCCGAGUACCCCGUCUCUUCAAUCUACGGCUACGACACCGUCAGCAAGGUGUUCGGCACCAUCCAAAAGCUGGAUAAGGGUAACGCAUACUUCACCCAACCUGCAGGCGCUAUCAAGUGCGCCGGCGCACCGCAAAAGAUUAUGUGGUUGGCUCUGGACCACUGGAAGCGCGCAGGGCGCUACGACCCCAGCAACCCAGCCAACUCGGACAUCAAGAUCAACUUUGCGACUGGUACACCAGUCAUGUUCGGUGUGCCCAAGUACAACAAGGCAUUGACCGCCAUGCAGCAGGAGCGCGGCGUGAACGCUCUCUUCCAGCACGAUCUGGUCUCCAUCGAUGGCGACAAGGCCACCUUCGCUCUCCCCGACGGCCAAUCCGCGACCAAGCAGUUUGAUCUGCUGCACGUGGUGCCCAAGAUGGGCGCCCCCGCGUUCGUCAAGAACAGUGUUCUCGCCAACGAGUCUGGCUUUGUCGAUGUCGAUGACGGAACCACCCAGCACAAGAAGUACGCAAAUGUCUGGUCCGCCGGUGAUGCGUCCAGUCUGCCUACCUCCAAGACGGCCGCUGCCGUGACCGCUCAGGCUCCCGUGGUCGUGCGCAACCUUCUGCAAGCGAUGGAGGGCAAGAAGCCCGAUGCCGUGUACGACGGAUACACCUCGUGCCCCCUGCUGACCGAGUACGGCAAGGUCCUUUUGGCCGAAUUCAAAUACGGUGGGGUGCCCAAAGAGACAUUUGGCAACUGGUUCGGCAUCGACCAGGCCGUACCCCGUCGCUCCUUCUAUUACCUGAAGAAAGACUUUUUCCCCUGGGUAUACUACAACUCAAUGGUGAAGGGCGAAUGGGCUGGACCCAAGGGCUGGACAAACUAG